GGCGGGAAGUUGAAAGUUUGAGUAAUUCAGAUUUUUAAAAAUUUCAUUAUCAAGUUAACGUAGGUGUAUUAUAAGAGAAAUUCGCCUUCUACGAGAGCAGCGAAAGUCAAAGGACUAUAAUUAGCCAGGUUAAAGGCGGUCAACGGUUCAGGCGAACUUCGCUAGCUGACAGCGGAGAGUAGCUAGCUUGUUGUUGUCAGGAUGGCGGACAGAAAUCUUGUGCAGCAGUUGAAGCGUUGGGCGACAGAGGAGUUCAAUCUGCCCCCGGAGAGCCUGCCAAAUGACAGCUACUUUAAAACACUCUGUGUUGGGACAGGGAAGUCGAUAUGGAAAUAUGUCAUCCAACACGUUUUCCAGCAGAGGAACGUGAGGAUCAUGCGUGGCAAUCUGGAGUGGUACAAAGUUCUUCAAGACAAAGAGUUGAAGCAGGCUGAAGGUCAGAGUGUGGCUGCUAAGCAGAAAGAGCUUCAGAGGAAGAUAGAGGAGCUGAGAGCUGAGAUCAGUCACCUGGACUCUCAGAUCAGUGGAACAGAGGAACAGUUGGCCGCACAAGAGCAGUCUAUAAAUCGUACCUGGGCCCAGGUGGAGGACAGCCGGUGCAGAGAGCUGCUUCUCCAGGCCUUCAGGCAGCGCUGCAUCUUGGGCGGCAAGAUGUUAUCAGAUGAUACACAGAAGAUCAGCAGGCACUGUCAGGCACUGGAACAGAUGGCCAGGAAAGCAGAAAUUGAAGUGCUGUUUGAUGAUAAGUCUUCAAACAGCAGUGAUAGUGAUGUCAACUCCAAAACCACAGCUGAGGCACAGGUCCUGCGUGACGUGAGAGAGCUGUGUGACGACAGGGUCCACUUCUAUCAGUCUUUACAAGAGAGUGAACUGAAAACGGCGCACUCUGCAGUCAAGCAUAUGACUCGUGAACAGAGGGCUGCCAUGUUUCAGUACUGGUUGAGUGCUGUGGAGAAUGCGUUGGGCGGUUAUCCUCCAAACCAUGUCCUCUCAGCAUUACAAUAUUUAGCUUCCCAAGAACAGAAGGAGCUAGAGGACAAACUGGCUUCUCUGGAUGUGACCCGGGAUGUGACAGCUCUGCGGUUCCGCUAUGAAAGCAAUCACCUACUAGACAUGUCAGCAGAGGAUGACAAUGAGUUGCCACCUGUUAAGACCCUCUUACAGGAUGCUUGGGAAGAGGUGGAGCAGAGUUUGGUGGAACUGGCCCAGACUCGCUCCAGAGUCCAGCAGCUCAAAAACCAGCUGCAGGCCCGCAAGAUAGAGGCUGAGCAGGAGGUGUCUGGUAUUGCAGAAGAGCUCCACAAUGACACCAUGGCACUGUCGGUCCUAGAGCUGGAGCUCCAGUGUGUGAUGCAGGCAGCAGCCAGAGAUCACAUCAGAGACCAGUGUAUCCAACUAGACCAACGUGCCAGAAGCCAACAGGAGGCACUCAGAAACCUCUGCAGCCAGUGGCAGAGCAUCCUGGACUUCAGACAACUAGUGAUGCUCAGACAGGAGCAGAUCAGAGGUCUCAUUAAGGGGAACUCCACGGCCAAGAUGGAGCUGAUCCAUCUGUACAGAGAGUUACAGGAAUUCAUCCAUGGUAAGCUGGUGCCACAGUUUGAACAUGUCACCACUGCAGCUAACAGUCUGAGGAACUCUAUUUCUAAGGAGGCCAAGCAGUUUGGAGUGGUUUCACUUCUUGCUCUGGAUCGCAGGACUGUUGAAGGAAAUCAAAGAAUCCCUGCAUCGUGGUUGUCCAUCCAUCGCUUGCAGUCCUCAACCUUCAGCAACAUGUGUCAGAACCUGACAUUCCCACUGUACAAGGCUCCAGAGGAGUUGUGUUUCCAGGCGCGCUCUCAGCAGCUUGAGUUACAUUUUCUCCGUCAGUUACUUCAACUUCACUCUGCUACUCUGCAGAAAAUACAGAAGGAAGCAGAAAUGCUGCAUGCAUCUGAUCAAAAAGCCUUGCUGACCAGAGUCAUGGAGGAGGAUCGGAAGCUUCUAAAGUCUCUGAUACCUAGAGUCAGAGGACUCACCCAACGUUGUGCACAAGGCCUUUCUUAUGGGGAUCAAGUCAAAACUGCCAUCUCUUACUGGUGGGAUCAACCAGCACAACAUGUCCUUCCCGAGGUCAGUAAAGGAGGACUAACUUAUCAGCAGUGGCUUCAAAGAUGGAGACUUGCUGCCAAAGCCUCUUAAGGGACGACUCAUUGUGUAAAAAUAUAAAGGAGAUCCCUUUAAGCACCUUUCAGUGGCAAAAUGACCACGCUACAGUCCAGGCUGCAUUACCAACUGGGCAAAGUGGGCAACUGCACAACGGCCCCACGACCUGUUCAGACCUGGUAUUAACGUCUCCGGUGACGUGAUCACAAGUGGACAGCUCAAAGUACAUCAUUUCACACCUGGCAUUAAAAUGCGUCCCAAAUGACCGCUUGUGAUUGGAUUUCACUUCUUUGAUAUAUAUGCAAAUAAACAUGUACAUCAUCUCCGGUUGCAAAGACCAAAUUCAUUGUUUUUAACCAGAUGCAGUGCAUUGCAAAUGCAAUGCAUUUCCUGGGCCUAGUCCACAGGAAAGUAAAAGACAAAGAGGAAAUCAAAACAACACAAACCGAGUCUAUUCCAUCCAUCCGAAUGUGGUCUGAAUGAUUAGAUCUUUGACGCAUUGGUGCAUUCAUACCUGUGCUUAGAGCUGUCCACUUGUGAUCAAAUCAGACUAAUUGUUUUUGUCAUUUCAGCAUAUUCUUAGGUUUUGACAGUUGGUUGGACAAAACAAGACAUCAGAUGACAUGGUGUGGUGUUGUAGGACAACAUAACAGGCAUUUAUAUCACUGUUUUCUGGUGUUUUAAUAUUUUAAAUUCAUUAAUAAUGAAAAUAAUCAUCAACUGCAGAGCUAUUGUAAAGCAGUAGUGGCACUAACUAAACCACACUUUUUCUUAUUGUACAUAUUCACUUAUUCACAUCAUUACUCCUGAUGUUUUACCAUUUGAAAGUCAGUUACUAAUAAAAUAGUUUA
Toxotes jaculatrix (banded archerfish) is the source of this 2996-nucleotide messenger RNA. It is a transcript of the gene haus5, whose product is annotated as HAUS augmin-like complex, subunit 5. The coding region runs from base 202 to 2181 and encodes 659 amino acids. Lineage: Eukaryota; Metazoa; Chordata; Actinopteri; Toxotidae. The record is from RefSeq and is a predicted model, not a curated record. Gene Ontology annotation, cellular component: centrosome; HAUS complex. The transcript is spliced from 19 exons. Gene Ontology annotation, biological process: centrosome cycle; spindle assembly.